CGAAUCUGACCAAGUCUCUGAAGAUGAACUUAAUUCACAAACUGACAAUCAGGAGUCCGAUGAUGAUGAGGAUUUUAAUAAGGAAUAUCUAUUAUCUGAUAAUGAAUUGAUUAAAGAAAUUGAAAAUAAAAUUAGUAAUAAUAAACUUCCAGCUAGUUUAAAAUAG
Funneliformis caledonium is the source of this 166-nucleotide messenger RNA. NCBI's taxonomy places the organism in Eukaryota, Fungi, Glomeromycota, Glomeromycetes, Glomerales, Glomeraceae. The record is from the annotation of a GenBank genome assembly.